Messenger RNA from Brassica napus (rape), 6433 nucleotides. RefSeq names its product glutathione S-transferase T3-like. Bases 5098 to 6363 code for a protein of 421 amino acids. The transcript is spliced from 3 exons. Lineage: Eukaryota; Viridiplantae; Streptophyta; Magnoliopsida; Brassicales; Brassicaceae. The record is from RefSeq and is a predicted model, not a curated record.
UUUAAAAUUUAGGGUUUAGGGUUUUGCUGGAAACAUUAACGUUGUUAAAAUUAGUGUUUUUAUUUUUUGUAACUAUUUUUUAUUUAAUUUAAUAUUUUUUAAUAAUAAUUUAUGUGUCACUUUGAUUGGUCUUAAAAGGUGGGGUGAAUUUAAAGGUUCACCUAAGGCUGAACCUAAGUUUUGUUCUUUAUACAAUGGCAUUGGUAGAAGAGAGUCUCGUCAAAUCCAAACGUAUCAGUUGCUUUGUUUUUCAGCUUAAUUGAUAAAGCUAAGAGAUAGAAAAGUGAAGAAACUGAUAUAGGUUUCUAAUAUCAAAAAUGCUUGUAAUCUCGUUUUAACUCCAACCUUAAACUAAACGCACAGGCGAUAUAAAGAUAUUAAAGUCUAAUAAAACUUGAAAGCUCAAGAAACCUAAUGCUGGCAUGUUCUUUAGAGUUUCACGGAAGACAAGAACUUUUGCAGUAAAAGCAAAAUUGACAAAGUCUAUGUUCAAGGAUCUAUUAACGUAAAUUCUAGCAAAAUUCAUGAUCAACCGUCCAAAAGCACGGCCCAAAGUACCAGCAUUUCAAGCACCAUCAAUAAAGUAGACAUCGAUACUUGAAACUUGAGCAGCAAAGUGUAGUAUUGUUGGAUGGAGAGGGGUUCUCGACGGCGAUAGUUAUUCCCAAUUUUACUCAUAAAUAUAUGUUUAAAAGUAAAAAAUAGUGUGAUAAAUUAGAAAUGUUCUUAAAAAAAAAUGUGAUUAGGUAGAAAAGAUAAUGAAAGUAUCGUGUACAAAUAUUGCCACAUAUCCGCUUUUAAUUAUGUGUGUUUCAUUGAUGAAAAUUUAUCACAUAACUAAAAUAUUUAAAAUAACAAUUUAAUAAUAUUGUCUAGAGAAUUUAAGUUGAGAUAAGAAAAUACAAAAGCUUAGAGUAACAUCAAUGUUGAGUUUUUAAGUUGAGUAUGUAAAUAAUAAAUUAUUAUCAUUUUAUAAAAUAAUUAAAAUUUAAAUUAAAAAGAAAAAAUAGCAUCAACUAUUAUUGAUCUUGCAUGUUCAAUUCCCAAUGUGUACUCCAUUGAUCUUGCAUCUGCUGCAGAAACAAAGAGAUCCACCAAAUUGGAACAUAGAAAAACUCCGUUGAAAUCGUCUUUGCAGCAAUAUUGAAACUGCUCAUCCUAAUCAGUUAUAGUGGACAUAUCUUGUGUCUUUAUCAGUUGUAAUGGUGCAAUAUGGUAUUCUCCAAUCAUCCUGUCUUCACUCGCAGCAUGGACAUUGAUACAACAAGGCCAGAAAAAUCUGAUUGAUUCUCCACGACUACACCUGAAAACAUGAAUGAGGUUCAUAAUAAUCCUUCCAGGGUAGGGUCAAACAUCAGUUUUAACAGAACACAAAUGGGCUUGCAUCCUAAACCAAGGACCAGAACUUUUACCUGUCCUCACAUGAUCUUCAAGCAUGUUUUGCUGGAAAUCCAUUUUGGCCGAUAAUGUUCCAUUUUGGAAAGAUGGCCCCACAAAUAGAAGAAUAAGAAAAUAAUACACCAUCCAAAAGGUGUGAUGAAUUAACACUUAAAUGACUUGUGAAAUUCCAUUACUAAAGCUUGGUAUAACAUGGAUGAAACACUAGAGCAGGAAGACAAACAUACUAAGUCUCAUGAAACGAUUAUUUACAUAAAAUUACAAACUUUAUUUUAGUUUUUGAUAUCUGCAAGAUGGAAAGGGAAAGCUUCAGCCUCAAUCAAGCGUGUAAAUAUUUUUUUCCGCUCAUUUCUCUAUAGAUAACAAUUUUAAAUUAGGUUGCUAACGGGCCGAUUCUAUGAAAUAUAUAACUGUGUAGUGAAAUAAAAAUACAAAAGCUUAGAGUAACAUCAAUGUUAAGUUUUUAAGUUGAGUAUCUAAAUAACAAAUUAUUCUUUUUUCUAAAAUAAUUUAAUAAAAUAGCACCAAUGAACGAUAGACACAUAAGCAAAUGGGGUUCAAUAGAAUUUUUGUAAAUUUUUAUAUUUAGACACUUUUGGUCAGCUUAUUACUUGCUUUUUUUUGUAAUAUUAAAAUAUUGAGAAUUCUCACUUUCUAUAUUUUGUUGGAGGUCCUCUUAUUAACAAAAAUGUAUGGGUGUCACAGACACAAUUGGGCCAAGCCCAAGCCUAUUUCCACGUCUAUUCUCGUGAAGAUUAUUAUUUCUUCCUAUAUAUGCAAUGCAGCAACGGGUUGAAGUUUCAAACUUUUUGAUAUGGAUUCAAAUCGAACUCUCCGUACAUAUUCCAUCAGUUAGACCAACCGCAACGGAGGCACGUUGGGAGUCCUUAACCGCUAAACCGAUGUAUUAUGCAAUUUUAUAAUAAUAUUUAGGUUAAGAUAACUAAGGAUGAGUCCGUAGAUAAGGAGUUGAAGGACUUGAUCCUUGUGCACGUGGCAGAGGGUGAUAGGGCUGGGUCGCAUAUGUGUUUUGUUUUGGAAAAAAAAAAUCAUUCAACCGAAGCCGAGGAAAAAAAAACAAAGCUCUCGACGAAAAGGCGAUAUCGUUGUGGUUCCUCGAUCGUGUUCUUCCACGAAGAUCCAAGGUCAACCAACCAUGGGACAAGACUAUAGCUACAGCCAGCCUUCUUCAUCUUCGGAGUUUGACAUGACCUCCCUACUCUUAGCAGAAGCUGAAGCCUACGCGGAUGAAGCUGAGAGUAGCUACACAAUUGAAGAGCCGGUUCAGUACCCACUGCAACCUGAGGCAGAUGAAGGCAUCCCGACGACACGCUAUUGUGGUGCUGAGCCAGUUGUUGAAACUUCGUACACUCCUAGAGAUCCAGGCAGAAGGUACUUCUCGUGCGUCAACGUUGACGAUGGAGACUGUCACAUUUGGAAGUGGUGGGAUGUGGCGAUCAUGGAGGAGAUGCGUGACGUUCAGAGAAAAAUUAGGCUGCUCAAGGAUCAAUUCUUUGAGACUAACCAGAAGGUGGCAAAGCUAGAGAAGACCGUUGGUUUUUUUUACGUAAGAAGAAUUCAGGGGUUGCAAAGGGAGUUUGUCUACUGGUCAUGGUAAUAACGGUCAUGAUUUUGUGCUGGAAGAGCUUUGGAGGAUUUAAGCCACAACGUCUCAACUCGAGAUUGUCUUGCCAGGUACGAUCUUGCUGCUGCUUAAUAAAAACCAGCACUUCACUGUUUUUUUUAGUUUGCAUAUAGUUUAGAUAUUGUCUUUGAAUAAAAAACAUAUUAGGAUGAUUUAAUGGUAGUUUGCUUCCUAACUCCUUAGAUUUGAUAGGUUUUAAAAGUUAGCAGUAGAGAACUUAUUAGGAUGAUUUGAUUGGUGCUUAAAUGCUAGUUUACUUUCUAUCUGCCAAAGUACUCCGAACAUAAAUGUUUUUUACAUCUACUUCGCUUACUUAAGGGUCUGUGUUGCUAAUAGAGUGACGCAGACCAUCCUCUAAACAUGAAUGAUACAAUUGGGUAUGUUAAUCUUUUGUAUAGUCAAUGUUCAGUUGACCUUGAGUCACCCGAACCUGCUUGGUUCGGUAGUCAAGGUCCUGGUGAGUCUCCUGUCGAGUCUGGUGUUGAGCCCACUAUCAAGGAGAGGAGGAAAUGGUCCCCUAGAGAGGAUAAAAACUUGAUUAGUGCGUGGCUUAACACCAGCAAAGACGCUGUAGUCAGCAAUGACCAGAAAGCCCAAAAUUUCUGGAAGAGGAUUGUGGACUACUACAACGCAAGCCCUCUCCUUGUUGGGACAUUACCUAGAGAGCUUCGCCAGUGCAAGCAGAGGUGGGCUAGGAUUAACGAGCAAGUGAGUAAAUUCGUAGGAUGCUAUGAUGCGGCUUUGAGGGAGCAGAGAAGUGGCCAAAAUGAUGAUGAUGUGAUGAAAGCUGCCCUCGACAAUUUCUGCGAUGCUUACGGUUACAAGUUCAAUCUCGAACAUGGGUUGAGGGAGCUGAGGAAUGACCAGAAAUGGUGCUCAACCUAUGUUUCUAAAGAUGGUAGGAAAGACAAGCGAAAACAUGUGGUGGACUUUGAUAGAGAAGAUGAAGUUGGAGAACCUGAGGCUAGACCAAUGGGUGUCAAAGGUGCUAAAGCUGCUGGGAAGAGGAAGAAGAAUGACACGGAAGAAGAGAUGUCACAGCUACAGGCCAUAUUAGAGAUGAAUGAUAAACUCCAAAAGCAGAAAAUUCUAGAUCGUUUACUUGCCAAGAGAGAUCCACUUUCUGAGAUGGAGUCAUCUCUAAAACUCAAACUUAUGGCUGAGAUGUUAGGAUGAUAGUAAGGUUUUAAUGUGUGUAUUGGGUAGUUGCUUUAGUUACAUGUGUGUAUUGCUUUUGUUACAUGUGCGGUCUGCUUUUGUGCGUUGUCCUUUUAUGCUUUAUACUAACUCUUGUCUUUUGUGUUGUUUCAGGUUCAGCAGUAACUCACAAGGACGAAGUCACGGAAUUGUGAAAGUUGUAGUACCGCAUGUGAGCCAAGUCACGGGUUCUUGUAUUUCAGUUUAAGUAUCUCUCUUUGCUUCUUUAGCUAGUUAUCUCUUUUGCUUUGUUUCUCUGAACUCGAAGUUGUUUCCUUUUCUUCUCUUUUGCUACUACUAUAAAAUCUUGUUGUACUCUGGUGGCUACAACUCUCGUUGCCACAACAGUAAUCUCGAACAAGUUGUAAUAUCGGUCUCAUUAUUGCUUUCACUAUUAGGUAACUGCAUUAUUAUUCCUUUAUAUGCUUCUCUUAUAUUAGAUUAAACUUGUAUCAAAACUUGUAGUACAACUUGUAUUAAAACUCGUAUCAAAACAUGUAUCAGAACUUCUAGUAAAACUUGUCUCAAAACUUCUAGUAAAACUUGAAUAAAAAGUUGUAGUAAAAUUUGUAUUAAACUUCUAUCAAAACUUCUACUAAAAUUUGUAUUAAACUUCUAUCAAAAACUUCUACUAAAAUUUGUAUUAAACUUCUAUCAAAACGUGUAUUCAAACUUGUAGUAAUUCAAUUAUUAAUUAUAAUUUCAGCCAUUGUUUUUACUUGUAUGAAAUUAAUUGAACAAGGUAAAAAUUUAGCUCAUGGAUAACUGUUACCUUUUAAAAAAAAAUUGUACAUAAUUUGAACUAAUAUAUUAAAAAUUUAUACAAUAUUUUUAUUUUUCAAACAGGAUACAUAGAAAUGUCAUUAUCUUCAUCUUAUGAAUUCGAAGAGAGAUUGGACGAAGUUUUCGAUGAAAUAUUCGAAGAUACUUUCAACAACAUAGUGGAGGCCCAAUCCAUACCGCAAAGAACACGUGCUUAUGUUGAACGAAACCGCGAAGGAGGACACGACCGCUUAUGGAAUGACUACUUCAGCGAAGAUUGUACAUUCGCCCCACAUUUAUUCAGACGCCGUUUUCGCAUGAAUAAGGAAUUAUUCUUGCGUAUUGUCCAUGGCCUAUCAGAGUGGUUUCCAUUCUUUCAGCAAAGAAGAGAUGCAACCGGGAGGUUGGAUCUUUUUCCAUUACAAAAAUGUACGGCAGCAAUUCGCAUGCUUGCUUAUGGUUCUGCGGCCGACACGGUUGACGAGUAUCUCCGACUUGGUGAGAGCACUGCACUUUCUUGUUUACAUAAAUUCACUGACGGAAUAAUACAGUUAUUUGGAGAAGAAUAUCUACGAGGACCCACACCGGAGGAUCUUCAACGACUACUCGAUAUUGGAGAGAAACGAGGGUUUCCUGGGAUGGUCGGGAGCAUUGACUGUAUGCAUUGGGAGUGGAAAAAUUGUCCAACCGCUUGGAAAGGACAGUACCCACGUGGAUCAUCAAAACCGACAAUUGUCCUAGAGGAUGUAGCUUCACAAGAUCUUUGGAUCUGGCACACCUUUUUUGGUCCUCCAGGUACAUUAAAUGUUAUUAAUGUCCUCGAUCGGUCUCCUGUAUUUGAUGAUAUUUUAGAAGGUCGAGCUCCCAGGUUAAGGUAUGUGGUCAACGGACACAUGUAUAAGUUGGCAUACUACCUCACAGACGGUAUAUAUCCCAAAUGGUCAACAUUUAUCCAAUCUAUCACACUCCCUCAAUCUCCGAAACAAGAGUUAUUUGUUAAAGUGCAAGAAGCAGCCCGAAAAGAUGUGGAGCGGGCUUUUGGAGUAUUGCAAGCUCGAUUUGCGAUUGUGAAAAACCCGGUUCGUACAUUGGACAAAGAAAAGAUAGGGAAGAUUAUGAGAGCGUGUAUCAUACUACACAAUAUGAUAGUUGAAACUGAACAAGAUGGUUACAUCCGGUACGAUGCAGAAGAAUUUGAAGAAGGAGACGUCACCAGAAGUUCAGAGGUCGAAACCGAGAGGCCUACAAAUAUGAAUAAUUUGUUUCCCAAUCGGAAUGAUCUUCGUGAUAGGCAUAUGCAUGAACGAUUGAAGAAUGAUUUAAUCGAAAAUAUUUGGAACAAAUUUGGUGAUGAAGAUUAAUAAUUUGUGUAUCUUUUUCUUUCAUCAUUGUAUCUUUAUUUUUAGUUAUGCAAUUAACAAAAUUUCAAUU